This is a messenger RNA of Aspergillus terreus NIH2624, 627 nucleotides long. RefSeq lists its product as uncharacterized. The transcript is spliced from 3 exons. The record is from RefSeq and is a predicted model, not a curated record. Lineage: Eukaryota; Fungi; Ascomycota; Eurotiomycetes; Eurotiales; Aspergillaceae. The coding region runs from base 1 to 627 and encodes 208 amino acids.
AUGGCCUCUUCAACACUCUUUGACUAUCUGCGCGAUGAUCCUACGGUCAUUAAUACCCUUGUCGAUUUGUCGACUCCCCCAGCUCCUGCUUCAGAAACGGAAUGGAUCUCGCUUUCGAAUGAAGCAGACAAUCAAGUCAUGCAUGAGCGCAAUACUGCUGUCGAGGAUCCAUAUCAGAUACGGGAACUAACCGACUUCCCGGUUCCCCUGUCGACUGCAAGACAUUCCAUGCUUUCCGUCGUCAUGGACUUCUGUAAUUUCCUGACCGCAUAUCCCAAGUCACAUCCCGUGGGGUACUCAUAUGUGAUAAACACCAAAGCCGCUCAUCCGCAUCUGAUCAAACAUCCCAUAACAUCAGUCCAAUACACCAGCUACCUUGUUGGAUCAAAGAAGCAAAUCUAUUGCACGUUUCUCAACACCCGAGUUGAGAAAUUUCACUACCGUUGCAGUGGAGCCAAAGCAUGCGAGUUCCUUCACGAGGAACUGAAAAGCCUCCACCAUACCGAAGUCUCUGAGGAGAUGUUUACCAAAAUGGCCAAUCUCCGAACAUCACUCACUGGCUCUAAAGCUAGUCCCCAGCAGCGAGCGACAUAUAGGCAAGCUCUCGAAGUCUGGAAGCUAGCUUAA